CUCUAAAGUCCGCUGAGAGCUCCUCCUCAGCAGGAGGUCGUUUAUGGAGUAAAACGCGAGUUCACGUGAUGCUGUAAACUGAAACACUUUCUAUGAGUGAAGCUGUGAACUUUUCCACACAGACAGAAUGUGGAAACCCUCCUCCGGGUCUCGCGCUGCAGCAGCCGCGGUCAGCUGCCUGCUGGUGACCGGAGUGCUGCUGGUGCUCACUGGCGGACACCCGGAGGAGCUUCCCCCGGCUGCUGCUGGGGGACCGGACUCCAGCGCUUUCUCGGCUUAUAUCAGGAGACUUGCCCGCGAGAGGAGAGCGGUGAGCGGUGUCCCGCGGAUCAUCACACCUCCUCCACCUGUGGAGCAUCUCUCCCAGGCCGACCUUUUCAUAGCGGUGAAAACCACCGGGAGGUAUCACCGCUCCAGGCUAGAGCUGCUGCUGGACACCUGGAUCUCCAGGAGCCCUCAGCAGACGUACGUGUUCACUGAUGGCGAUGAUGAUUGGCUGAGGAAAAGGAUGGGAACACAUCUGAUCAACACCAACUGCUCAGCAGCACACAGUCGUCAGGCCCUCUCCUGUAAAAUGGCUCUGGAGUACGAUACGUUCCUGAUCUAUGGAAAGAAGUGGUUCUGCCACGUGGAUGACGAUAACUACCUAAACAUCGGCUCCCUCUUGAAACUCCUGUCUCAGUACAGCCACACUCAAGACAUUUACAUCGGUCGGCCGAGCCUCGAACGGCCGAUUGAAGCUACAGAGAUGUUGGACACUAAAGAAAUGAAGCAGGUUCAUUUCUGGUUUGCUACUGGAGGAGCCGGGUUCUGUCUUAGCAGAGGUCUUGCACUGAAGAUGAAGCCAUGGGCAAGUGACGGUGCUUUCAUGGCCACAGCUGAGCACAUUCGACUGCCUGAUGACUGCACCGUUGGCUACAUCGUGGAGGCGCAGCUUGGUGUGAGCCUUACCCGCUCUGCGUUGUUUCACUCCCAUCUAGAAAACCUGGGGCUGGUGUCAGACAUAAAGAACCAGGUCACUCUAAGCUACGGCACUGUGGAAAGCAGGAGGAACACCGUUAAUUUGAAAGGAUCGUUUUCAGCAAACGACGAUCCCACCAGAUUCAGGUCUGUCCAUUGUCUGUUGUACCCAGACACGUCUUGGUGCCCCAGCCUCUAGUGACUCCAACACCCAUCCAGAGACAAAGAAAGCGGUAUAAAGAGAUGCAGGACAAACACGUCUGCAGAGUUUGUUGCAGAGUCCUCUACUUCCAUGCUCUGCAGAAUGUCAAGGGCACGCAGAUGUAAAUAUGUUUCUUAUUUUCUCACUAGAAGAGGGACUUUUUAGAAAGAAGCAGUUGCAUCAGUUUUAAACCUGAACUUUGACCCUGCCUGUUUCUGCUUUUUUGACACAAUUUUAUCAUUUUACUUGAGACACAAGUAGUGCUGUUUGAUGCCUUGCUCAGUCCUUCCUUUAAGUCUGUAUUUAUGAGUUUAUCAUGUCUCUUUCUCUUUAUGCACUAAAGUUAACAGCAGGAUUAAAUUAGCUGGGACUAAUAUAAUGAAAUUAAGGAAUCUGUCACUGAAGGUGGGUUCAACCAUUUGUUUUUAGCUUGACUGAGCAAAGUUUUAAAGUAUUAACAUCUUUGAUAUGAGCACUUUGACUAUUUUUAGUUCUGCAUUUUAUCAAAUGAAGAAAAGAAAACACACAGGACACAAGCUAGAUGUCUUAUGAAGCUGCUCACCUCAGCUUGCUGAUUCUAAAACGGCUGCAUUUCUUUACGGUAAAACAAGCAGAUUUCCUCAGAUCUCACUGUUCUGUAACUUCAUACUUUAAAAAUUUUCAAAGCCCGUGUGCAAAAAUCAUUUUCAAGUUAAAGUAACAAUCCAGAGUUUUUCCCCUUUCAGGAAUUAUUUAUGUUUUUUUGUAUAAAAGUGAUAGUCUUACCGUGUACUGUGUUAUAAUGUAGGCAAUACAUCAGUUUAGUUUGUUGCUAAGCCCACUCUCUGUCCCGUAGAGCCCCAUGCAAUUUUCCUUUACCGCCACCUCAGCAUUAGCCAUUAGCGUUCGACAUCUGCUUACACACAGAUGUCAGUCACUGAGCUUGCACGGGUGUGUUUGCUGAAGUACCACGACUGAACGGCAUUUUCGAGCUGUUCACAAAGCUGCAGACACGGACAAUCAUGGAUCAGCUACAGCUAGCUCAUCACCACCAGUGUGUGAAUAGGUGUGUGCACAUGGGGGAAUGACUGAUUGUCUUGUUAAGUGUCCUGGGGUGUUCUAGGACCCUCGAAGGUGCUAUAUCAAAUACAGGCCAUUUUUUAAUAGUUAAAGUCCCAAUAGUCAUCACACACUGGUGAAAUUACAGCUCCACGUUUGAUCCAUCCCUGUGGGGGAGCGGUGAGCUGCAGCUGUGGCUGUGCUUAGGAACUAUUUGGUGGUUUAACCGCCUAAUCCAACCCCUUAAAGCUGAGUUUUAAGCAGGGAGGCACUGGGUCCAAUUGAUAAAGUCUUGGGUAUGACCCAACUGGGAUUUAAACCCCGAUCUCCCAGUCUCAGGGCAGACACUCAUUUCACUAGGCCACUUAGAAGGUAAUAAACAAUGUGUUUUAGCUCAUUUGCACAUUCACAAACAAGAGGCUCUACUUCCAGUCAAUAUCAUGGAAAUAGAGGGAGGGGUUUAUUGUGCAUAUUGUUCCGCCUCUAGAAGAUGCCCUUUGAGAAAAAACUCCGGAGUUCUGCUUUAAUGGGAGGUCAAAGGAAUGGACAGAGAUCCAAAUCCAUCAUAGACUGCAUUUAAAAUGUUUUAGAUGUCCCAACUGAAGGUUUUAUGACUCAUGUUGAGUUAUGUUCUGUCUUUCUGUGCAGAAAAAAAUGCUGUUUUUGCCUUUAUUGUGUCUCUCCAGUAUCUGGACUGUAAGCUAACAUGUUUAAUAAAAACUUAAUGAAUCA
Nothobranchius furzeri (turquoise killifish) is the source of this 2932-nucleotide messenger RNA. Its product is annotated as beta-1,3-N-acetylglucosaminyltransferase lunatic fringe. Gene Ontology annotation, cellular component: Golgi membrane. NCBI's taxonomy places the organism in Eukaryota, Metazoa, Chordata, Actinopteri, Cyprinodontiformes, Nothobranchiidae. Gene Ontology annotation, molecular function: O-fucosylpeptide 3-beta-N-acetylglucosaminyltransferase activity. Gene Ontology annotation, biological process: regulation of Notch signaling pathway; pattern specification process. The record is from RefSeq and is a predicted model, not a curated record.